AUGUUGGCAGUCAAAACAGGAAACAUGACAACGGCAAACAUGAUCUUGAAAAGCAUACCGUUACAAGAGUGUUCAAUAUCAUACUUCAAGAAUAAUUAUCAAAAGUUUAGUAAUCGCCACUUUGUUGGGUUUGUGAAAAAUGCUCUUGGUAUGGAACCACCACCAUCUCCCAAUGAACCGGCAUUUGAGAAUAGAUUCCAUCCAUGGGAUCAAUCGCCUUCACCAGAUUUGCGUGAAAGAGCUGCUAGAAUUAGAGCAUUAGCUAAAUGUCCAGUGACAGGCAAAGAAAUCAAUUAUACAUGUCCUAUUUCAGGUAUUCCCACACAUCACUCAAAGGAAGCUUGGGAAAAUGAUACAAAUUAUCAUCAAAAUAAAAUAUACGAUAUUCUUAAGAAAGUUAACGUUUUUGAGCAUGAUUUAAGAAGUGGUAGAUCAUUCCCUGAGUUUGAAUUCCCCCAAAGCCAAGACCAUGAUUGUGCAGUGAGUAUGAAUAAUUGGGAUAUGUUUUUUUACACAAGACAGUUUGUAUCAAUGGAUUCUGAGUUCCAAUUAGCUACAGUCACUAAGAUGUUAAGUUAUCCAAUCACGAUAGCUUCCAUAUUACAUAAAUAUUGUCCAUAUGCUUUAGAACCAAAUGGACCUAUUACUUUAGAGGGGUUGAAGUCAAUUGCUGCUUUGAAAUACAGUUUAAGGCAUAAUGAAUUUGAAACCACCAAGGAACGUCCCAUGAGAAUUUUCAUAUUGGGUGCUAGAGCAGAAAGUCAAUUACCAGAACAUAUAUGGAAACAAUUUAGUUAUUUAUUCCCAUUCCAAAAUUUCGAAAUAAAUUUCAUUGGACCAGAAUGUAGUGUGUUGAUGAAUAACAACAACAUGAACGCUGAGGAAACUAACACUACUACUAGUGGUAGUAUGACGGAAAUAAGACCUAACCGUAUUGUUAAGAGAAUUGAUGAGAGAUUAAAUCUUGUAUAUCAUACCGAUUUCUUCCAUACUUUACAUAAUGCUCGAGAUUUUUUUCCAUAUGAUUCAUAUAAUGAUGUGUUUUUUACUUUCCAUCCAGGGUUUGCAUCACCUGAAAAUACAAAGAGUUGGAUGGGAGAAACUAUGAAGGCAUUAUUGGAUACUAAAUGUGCUAUUUUCACUACAGGAUUCAAUAAGCAGGAUUUAUUAAAAGAUAUUGAUAUUGUACAAGAAACAUAUGGGAAAGAAGUUGAUAUGUUGAUGAAACCAACUAAAAAUGUAUUUGGAAGUACCAAAUGGGAGUUAAACGACAUGGAUCCUCAAGAGGUUUAUCAAUAUAAUAUGUAUAUUGCUGGGUUCCGUGGUAAGAGAUAUCAUGCAGUUAAAGUCUAG
This is a messenger RNA of Naumovozyma dairenensis CBS 421, 1353 nucleotides long. RefSeq lists its product as uncharacterized. Gene Ontology annotation, cellular component: extrinsic component of mitochondrial inner membrane. Lineage: Eukaryota; Fungi; Ascomycota; Saccharomycetes; Saccharomycetales; Saccharomycetaceae. The coding region runs from base 1 to 1353 and encodes 450 amino acids. The transcript has a single exon. The record is from RefSeq and is a predicted model, not a curated record. Gene Ontology annotation, biological process: mitochondrial respiratory chain complex IV assembly.